UAGAAUGUAUCGUCCUAAUUCCGUUCUAGAAAAAAUUAAUUGCGAGGAUUUAUAUUUGCAAUACGAAAAAUUAAUAAAAGACAAUAUUCUUAAUAUUCAAAGGCAAAGUUUUAACUUGAGGGAUUAUUUGUUACGUCGAAGAAAUGAGAUCGUCCAAAUUAUAAGGUUGCUUUUUUGAAUCAGAAAUCAUUUUGGACGUCCUGAUUAUGCUGGUAUGAUUAGCAUUGGAAUGUUCUCUGGCGUCGUUGGUGCUUUUGUUGGGACACCUGCUGACGUUGUACUUGUACGAAUGGUAGGCGAUAUUAAAUUAUCACCAGAAAAACGAAGAAAUUAUAAAAAUGUCAUAAGUGCUCUUGUUGAUAUAUGCCAAAAGGAAGGAAUUACAACAUUAUGGAGAGGUACUGCACCUUCUAUUGGAAGAGCAGCUAUUGUCAGUGGUGUACAAUUGGGCACAUAUAGUCGAUUGAAAUACGCGUUAAUAGACACUGGUUAUUUCGUAGAUAAUUCAUGGACGCAAUUUCUAGCAGCUAUUCUUUCCGGUUUUGUUGCGACUCUUACAUCUUUACCGUUAGACUUAGCGAAAACAAAAAUACAAAAUUGGGUGGGACCAAUGAAGCCCCCAGGCAUGAUCAAAAUAAUGAAGCAAACCAGUAAUCGAAAUGGCUUUUUAUCAUUGUGGCGAGGAUUUUUAGCUUACUAUACAAAGGCUUGUCCUACGGCAAUAAUUACUAUGCUAUUAGUUGAUCAAUUACAAGCAUUAUAUAUUCGUAUUUUUACUUGAAUUUUUAAUUAUAAAACACGUUGCAUUUAUGUAUAUUAUCACGCGAACGAAUUAAUUUAUCG
Vespa velutina is the source of this 843-nucleotide messenger RNA. Its product is annotated as mitochondrial 2-oxoglutarate/malate carrier protein-like. The transcript is spliced from 5 exons. Gene Ontology annotation, biological process: malate transmembrane transport; succinate transmembrane transport; thiosulfate transport. Gene Ontology annotation, molecular function: antiporter activity; sulfate transmembrane transporter activity; oxaloacetate transmembrane transporter activity. Lineage: Eukaryota; Metazoa; Arthropoda; Insecta; Hymenoptera; Vespidae. The record is from RefSeq and is a predicted model, not a curated record. The coding region runs from base 215 to 781 and encodes 188 amino acids.